GUAUGAGCAGGUUUAGGGGUUUAGGUAAGUUUCGGGCAAAGCGCUUCAGAAUCACCGUCGGUGAACAGGAGAACUGAAUCCGAGACAUACGGACCUCGUUGUUGUGAGAUAAUCGAGUGACGCUUCUUGGAUGCUGGGCAUAGCACCAAGAUAGGAUCGAAAAGGGUAUCCCCGAAGCAGAUGACGUAGUUUCCUCUCCACUCAUCACGAUGGCACUCGUGAUUCCUCAUUCUGACCAUUUAACACUGAGUCUCCAAAUUGUAUAACUUGAACAUGUUUUCAAUUGCUGAGAGAUCUUGCACUAGGUACAAAUUCGUGAGGAACAGAGGAUCUGUUAAAUCAAUCAAUGCCGGUCGAAGUUCAGCACCGGCAUGUCCAGCUCUCGGAGCUCAAAGUUUUCUACAGAGAAGCCGGCGACCCAAGCAAACCUACCAUGGUGCUACUCCACGGGUUUCCCACGUCGUCGCACAUGUUCCGACGCCUGAUCCCGCUGCUGGCUUCUGAGAUGCACGUCGUGGCCCCCGAUCUGCCUGGGUUCGGCUUCACCGAGUCGCCCCCUGCAACAAACUUCACCUACUCAUUCGAUCACCUGGCCAACACGGUGGAAGAAUUGAUCCAGCAUCUGCGAAUCACCCGUUUCUUCGUGUACAUCAUGGACUACGGCGCUCCGACGGGAUUGCGUCUCAUGGAGUCUCAUCCCGAGCGCAUCCUCGGUUUGGUUGUGCAGAACGGAAACGCGUAUGAGGAAGGGCUUACCCCCUUCUGGGUUCCCCUUCGCAAGAUGUGGAAGAACAGAACUCCAGAAACAGAGGCACCCUUGCGAGAGUUUCUCACUUUGGAGGCGACGCAAUGGCAGUACGUCACGGGCAUGAAAGAUGUGAGCAAAAUCUCGCCGGACAACUGGGUGAACGACAUGUUCUUCCUGCAGCAAUCAGGACAUGAUCAGAUCCAACUCGAUCUCUUCUACGACUACCAAAGCAACCUUCCGCGCUACCCGGGCUUCCACACCACAUUCCGGAAGCACCAGUUUCCAGCUCUCAUUGUGUGGGGCCAGAACGAUCCAAUUUUUGGGGUGGAGGGAGCGAAGGCGUAUCUGAGAGAUCUGCCGCAUGCGGAGCUUGUGUUGCUGGAUAGUGGGCAUUUUGUUCUGGAAGACCACCUUGAGGAAGUAGCUGCCCACAUGGUUCGCUUCGUCAAGGCAGUUACCGAUAAGUAGUAGUGAGUGAAACAUGCUGAACCCCGUGUUGGGGAGGUGAGGAUAUAUGGAUCGUAAUACAAGUUAUUAAGUUCGUUUCGGGCAUAUUCAUACGUUAGUUAUGUAGGUCCUGGGCAGUUUGUGUUGCUCAUAGUAUGACUGAUGUUGCAAGUUAAGCUCCUAUCAUUGCGAGUGAGUUGAUGAUGAAAGUUUUGUAAUUUUGUGUUGUGAUCAACCAUUAGUAGAGAUAUUUUAUUAAAUUCGAAUUUUCUAUUUGUAAUACAAAAGGGGUUUGCACAUGAGUUGGCUUCUCAAUCUUGCCAGCUGUGCACCGCCGUUCAUGUGA
Molecule: messenger RNA, 1541 nt
Organism: Physcomitrium patens
Lineage: Eukaryota; Viridiplantae; Streptophyta; Bryopsida; Funariales; Funariaceae
Source: RefSeq, a predicted model, not a curated record